AAUGGGAGAGAAGGAACGUAAAUGAAGGGAUCAACAAGCACAUCCGCCAAUUUCUGAGUAAAAAACAAUCACACCCUCUCAUUUCCCAAACCUCUAAACCAAGUCGUAACUAAAAAUCAAAAGAAGAAAAAAAAACAACAAAUUGAAAAACUUUCUUCCUCUCCAAGAAACAAAUAAUCCCAACACAAUACUAUACAAACGAGUAAGAAUUAACCACAGAUAGGGAGAGGAUGAAUACAACUACGACAAAAAACGUAUGUGGAGACAAAUGGUACCUUAACCUAGACAAGCCUGAAGAGGCUUUGAAAGUUCUUGGCUUCAUCGCUAUCUUCGUCAUCAGAACUCUCCUCCAUCAUGCCAUGAAGCCUUUAGGCCAACCUUACCUCACCACCGAUUUUGCCGUACGUCUCAAUCUCUUCCUCUUCUUCACUUUUGAUAAUAUUCCAAAACCAAUGCUAACUUGUUAUGUGCCUCAGAUAGGGUUGAUUCUAGGCAACCUUCCCAAGUUUCGAGAGGCAUUCUCGGGUCCUUACUCGACCACCCUCAACAACAUUAUCGAAUUCGGAAUGAUCUGCCAUAUGUUCGUAAUGGGCCUAGAGAUGAACCCAAGCGUCCUUCUCAGACCACCAACCAAAGACGCGUUCAUGGCAUACACAAGCAUGCUCGCAACCUUUGCCAUCGCCUUUGCCACAACGCCUUUCCUCCACUACACCAAAACCGCACCACUCGUUUUCUCCUUAGCUCUCUCCCUCAUGGCCUCGAGCACCGGCUCGCCUAUCCUCACCCGCGUCAUCUCCAACCUCAAAAUCAGAAAAUCCGAUCUCGGCAAGCUAGCAUCAGCCGCGGGUGUCCACACCGACAUGAUCUCGACCUUGUUCUACUGCUUCGGAUUCAUUUUCUUCCCUACGGAGAGACCUCUCCCUCGUCCUCUCCACAGAUUCUUCAGAGCCCUCCUCAUGUUCUGCCUCUUCCUCGCUCAAGUCACUUUCACUUCCAUUGUUUCCCCAAUCUUUCUCAACUGGGUCAACAACGAGAACCCUGAGGGCAAACCGCUCAAAGGGUCUCACCUCGUCAUGUCCUUAGCGUUUGUCGUCUUGAUAUGUAGCUUCCCUACUUGGCCACCUGAGUCAAUGUACAACCCGAUCCUCAGCGCCUUCACGGCUGGUCUCUUUCUUCCGAACCAAGGAAGGAUGUCCAAAUGGAUCAUCAACAAAAUCAAUUACUUGCUCAGCACGGUGUUCUACCCUAUCUUUUUCUUUUGGGUUGGGUUCAUUAUCCACAUGAGAAACUUUGACAUUGGAGAUAAAAUGGCGUGGGCGAGAUUCUUUUCUCUUCUUGGCACUGUCAUAGCCGGAAAAGUCGUCGGAACAGUGUUGUGUGGUGUACUACUCGGAUACCAUGUCCGAGAAACCGCAUCGCUUGGACUGCUUCUUACCACUAAAGGCCACUUUCAUGUCUACUUGGCCGCUUUAGCCAUUCGGACAAACAGGGUGAAAAACACGACCGGUGCAAUGAUGAUCUUCGUCAUUGUCCUCACAGUGGUCUACUCUCCGUUUGUUGUCAUGGACAUAAUCAAAAGAGCAAGAAAGCGAGUCCCCGUACACAUUAUGGCGCUUCAAUGGCUAGAUCCAACAACCGAGCUUCGUGUCUUGAUGGGUCUACAUGGUCCCCAUAACAUCGGUUCAACGCUCAACCUUAUGGAGAUCUGCCAUGGAGGACGUGAGCCGGGGUCCAUAUUCUACCCUACUGAUAUGGUGGAGCUGACUGAUGAGAUCGCCGCCACGCUGAAAAAGGACGGCAGAUCGGGUCAGAAUAAUGAUGAUUCAGUGACGGUAACAGACAGGACGGUGACAGAGAUGCGUGAGAGUAUAACCGCUGCUGUCAAUGGAUACGGUGAGCUCCGCAGUGGGCAAGGUGUCACGGUGCGUCGGAUGCUAGCAUUGUCAACGUUUAUGACCAUGGCACAUGAUAUUUGUGGUUUGGCUGAUGAACUUAUGGUUUCUAUUAUAAUUCUACCGUUUCAUAAACGUAGAAGUCCUGAUGGCACUCUUGACUCCGGCCAUGCCGGGUUCCGUCAUGUGAACCGCAAGAUUCUGAAGAACGCACCAUGUUCAAUAGGAAUCCUCGUGGAUAGGUCGUUCGGGCAAACAGAAGAGGCAUGGAGACCAGGAGCGUCCAUGGACAUUGCUAUAAUAUUCAUAGGUGGUAGAGACGACAGAGAGGCACUAGCCUUUGCUGCACAAGUGGCUCGACACCCAGCUGUGAAGCUAAGCGUGAUACGUUUCUUGGAAGACAAGAGCUCUCAGAACGCGCAGAAACGCAGCAGCAUACUGAACAGAGCGAGCGUGGUGGAGCAAGAGGAGGAGAUGAAGCUUGACGACGAGUGUUUCGCUGAGUUCUACGAAAGAUAUAUAGCCGGUGGAGGAAGAGUGUCUUACAUGGAGAAGCAUCUGACAAACUCUUCGGAGACUUUCACAGCACUCAAGUCACUGGAUGGAGAGUAUGGGCUGGUGAUUGUUGGGAGAGGAGGAGGAAGGGCGAGUAGCGGGUUAACCACUGGUCUGAAUGAUUGGCAGCAAUGUCCAGAGCUUGGUCCCAUAGGCGAUGUUCUUUCCGGAUCGGAUUUCUCACACAACACAUCGAUGUUGAUUAUUCAGCAGCAGCGUACACGUGGUCAGCUAGAAGGGCUUCAUGAUGAUUUCACCAUCUUGUAAAUAUCUGUUCAAAUUCAUUCACUUUGUAGCUUGAACGUCACAACUCUUACUGUACAAUAGUUCAAAGAUUAAGUGGUUUUCAUAGAUAAAAUGGUAAAAAGAAGAAUAGGCAAUACUAAGCAUAGCCUUGUUACUUAGCAGUCUGAAAUGGUGUACAAAACAUAGAGUUAAAACAAAUUACAUGAAGAUUUGUUUCUGAUUUAUACAAACAUGAUUAGGAGAAAAUGUCCACAAGCACAUUAUAAGUCUUGUGGUUGGUGCUUAGAGAACUCUGAGUUACUUAGUACUACUGAGCCGAAAAUUUGGCCA
Brassica napus (rape) is the source of this 3023-nucleotide messenger RNA. RefSeq names its product cation/H(+) antiporter 28. The record is from RefSeq and is a predicted model, not a curated record. The coding region runs from base 231 to 2714 and encodes 827 amino acids. Lineage: Eukaryota; Viridiplantae; Streptophyta; Magnoliopsida; Brassicales; Brassicaceae. Gene Ontology annotation, biological process: proton transmembrane transport; regulation of pH. The transcript has 3 exons. Gene Ontology annotation, molecular function: antiporter activity. Gene Ontology annotation, cellular component: membrane; endomembrane system.